Molecule: messenger RNA, 3958 nt
Organism: Panonychus citri (citrus red mite)
Lineage: Eukaryota; Metazoa; Arthropoda; Arachnida; Trombidiformes; Tetranychidae
Gene: lt
Product: vacuolar protein sorting-associated protein 41 homolog
Biological process (GO): protein targeting to vacuole; vesicle-mediated transport; endosomal vesicle fusion
Cellular component (GO): late endosome; HOPS complex
Molecular function (GO): protein binding
Source: RefSeq, a predicted model, not a curated record
CAUAACAUUGACUUCAAUGUUUUCCUCUUGAUUGUUGAUUAUUUUUUUUAGUUCUUGUUAAUUGUUACCCUUUGAAAUUAAAUUUUCGUAUUACAAAUCUACCUUUGGCCCUAACCAUGACUUGGAAUCAAUUAAAUCAUAGUCAACUAUGUUAAUUGUUAAUCUCUAACCAUCAUCACCUUCAUGACUUGAUUUAUAUAUUUUUUGUACUAAUAAUUGUUUUUUUAUAUGUUAACCUUUUUAUUUGAAUUAAUUUAUUAAUCUUUUGGAUUUUUUUUUUAAUUGUUGUUACUGUUAUUUGUUAAGAGUUACUCUAAGGUUUUGUUACCAUGUUAGAGGCGGAUUUAGAUGAUGUCUGGGAUUCAGAAAGAUCGCCGGUUAAUGUUGGUGGACAUGAUGAACAAUCGAUUGAAUCUGAGCCAAGGUUGAAGAUCGAGAGGAUUGAAAAUCAUAUAACUCAAGUACUUCAGAAAGACUCAAUCAGCUGUGUUGCUGCUCAUUGGAAGUAUAUUGCUGUCGGUACUCGUCUUGGUAAAAUUCAUAUUGUUGACCUGCAAGGAAAUUGUGUCCAUGAACGCCUCUCACAACUCAGUUUGCAUACAACUGCAGUUAAUUCAAUCAGUAUUGAAACAAAGGGCGAGUAUAUUGUUUCUUGUUCUGUUAACAAGGCUGCCAUUUUUGGUCUCUAUUCAAAUGAUUGUAAUAAUACAUUCAACUUUGAUCGGCCGGUUCACUGUGUUGCCAUUGAUCCGGCCUUUUGUCGCCCUGGAAGCAAUCGUCGUAUUGUCACCGGCGAUGAGAGAGUUGUCCUUCAUGAGAAAAGUUUUCUCUCUCGAUAUAAGUCCGCUUUACUCCAUGAGGGUUAUGGUCAAAUACGUUCAAUUAAAUGGCGAGGUAAUCUAAUUGCUUUCGCUUCAGACAAUGGUAUUCGUAUUUACGAUAUGGAUGAACGGGUUGUAAUCUGUUUCAUUGCUCGAGAGUCAGAGCCAAGUAUUACCUUAGAUUUUAAUCGUAGUUAUCUUUGUUGGAAAAGUGAUACUGAAUUUAUCAUCGGAUGUGCCAAUUCAAUCAAAUCAUGUCAAGUUGCUCGAAGAUCAAUUAGAUCCAUAGAUGUUGAUAAAUUACCUUCGAAACAAGUUAUCAUACCCUCGAUGUGUACAAUUGGUUCACCCAUUUGUGGAAUAGCUCCUUUAGAUACUAAUGCAAUCGUCGUUCUCACAUCAUCUUCACCUUUAACCGAUUCACAAUCAUCGUCUACUAUUGACAUCGAUACCAAUAAUUGCCCGAGGGAAGAAGAUGAAAAAGCUAAAGAGAACCCAGAAUCUAAUCAUCCAUCCUUGAUUAUAAUUGAAUCAGCACAUGAUGAAUAUGAAGAGAUAUCAAAUGAUUCGCUAUUUCCUCGAGGAUACAGAAAUUAUAAACACAGUGAUUACUCAUUGGAAUAUCUUUCUGAGGAUGGGAUUUAUUUUGUCGUUUGUCCAAAAGAUUUGAUUAUUGCCAAGCCAAAAGAGGACGAUGAAAGGUUAACCUGGUUAAUUGAGCAUAAAUUUUUCGAUCAAGCCUUAGACCUCGUUAAAAAGGGUAAAAAUAUCCGUCAACAUAAUCAACUGUCGAUUGGUAAAGCUUAUUUGGCUUUUCUCUUUAGUCAAUCAACUGAUCGAGCUUUUCAAAAAGCGGGUGAACUUUGUCCCUCGAUUUUGGGUAAUUCUGUUGACGCUUGGCGAGAGCAAGUUCACGAAUUCACCAAAUCUGGACAUUUAAUAGCACUGGCCCCUUUUAUACCGAUAGGUGAUCCGAUUCUCCUUGACAUGGAAACAUAUGAAUUGGUAUUAAAUGAUUUCUUGGUAAGAGAUUCCAGUGGUUUCCUUCAUCUCAUCGAAACUUGGCCUUCGACCGCUUACAAUGUUUCCAAUAUGACGAAAACACUUUUUCAAGCUUAUGCCAAAGAUCCCGAGAACAAGAAAUUAUCUCAAGCGUUGGCGCAAUUGUACAUUUACGAUGGUAAACACGAGAAAGCAGUUUCGAUCUAUUUAGAGAUCGGUGACGGAGAAAAGGUAUUCGAACUGAUUCGAGACUAUCAAUUGAAUCAACUCCUUUUAGAAAAAUUAGAAUCACUAAUGGCUGUUAAUCCAAAUGGAACCUCUAAACUGUUAUUGGAACAACGGAAAACCAUACAGGUCGAUUUCGUGGUUGAUAAAUUGAAACAUCGACAUGAUCUCCUUUGGUCUUACCUCGAUAAAGUUGUUCAACAAGAUGGUGACCUGUGUGCCGUUCAUCACGAUCUUUUGAUAACCUUAUAUGCUCAAUAUGUGCCCGAAAGGGUUUUACCUUUUCUUCAAAGCUCUAAUCAUUUCUUGGAAAAAGCUCUAAAAGUUUGUGAAAGGUACAAUCUUAUACCCGAAACCGUUUAUUUGCUCAGUCGAAUGGGUAAUUCAAAAGAGGCCUUACAUUAUAUUAUCGACAAAAUGUCCAACAUUAAUUAUGCCAUUGAAUUUUGUCUAAAACACGCUGACAAUGAUCUCUGGGAGGAUUUGAUUUCUUAUUCACUCGAUAAACCUGAAUUUGUUGCCGUCCUACUUUCAUCAGUUGGUACUCAUUUUCCCGACCCAGUGGCCUUUAUUAGUCGGAUACCUAAUCGAAUGGAGAUUCAAGGACUUAAAGAUGGACUAUUGAAAAUACUUCGUGAUUAUCGUGUCCAAAUUGCCUCAGAAGAGACUAGAAAACAACUUCUAGUUACUGAUUGUUAUAAAUUGUUGGAGAAAUUGAAUCGCCAUCAAAAAAAGGGAACCUUAAUGGCCGAUGAUAAAGCUUGUAAUAAAUGUUCAAGAAAGGUUCUUAGAAGAGAUUUGUCUCGUGCCUCGAAUAUAAUUAUUUUUAAUUGUUCCCAUAUUUUCCAUGAAGAAUGUCUACCAAUUACCGAAGAUAGGUUCGUUUGUAGUGUUUGCCGGAUUAAUAUUGGAAAUUUAAUCUCUCAAACUUAGCAUCAACCUCAAAGGUUCACAUUGUGCCUUCGACCUUUAAUGUAGAUAUCAAACCUCGAGGCUGAAUGAGAGUUUGUCUCAAUCGGUUAAUCUGUUUAAAUGAUUAUCCUCAUUAUAAAAUAAUCUAUUGGGCGAUUUUUCUCCCUAAUCUUGGAGACUUUUUUAUAUAAAUAGAAGGGUCCAAAUCGUAUCAUAUCAUUGCCAGUCCUCGAUCAAUUCUCUUCUCUUCAAUUGUGUCUUCGUCAAAAUGCCAGCUCUCAGUACCUACGAAACUCUUGAACCUUUGAUGGUUCCACUCCUAACCGAUGCUCUCCUCAUUCCAGCUUUUCUCAUCGCCAGGAAAUUAGCUUCCGCCAUCUUCAUGAUCGGUGCAGUUCUGUUCAUAAUCGCGUCAAUUUUGUCCAAUGCGUUUACAAGUGUCCCUGGUCUUGAAAUUUCUUCUCAUCGAGUGACUCGAGAAACUUCAACUUCCGUUUGGAAUUCAUUUCAGAAUUUAGAAAAAGAAAUUCCUUUUCAAGUGAAAAAAGUUCUUCAAUUUCUAAAUUUGGAAAGUGAAGAAUGUCCUGAGUUGAUUCAAUACACUCUGAGUUGUGACGCAUAUAAAAACUAUCCUGAAUGGACUUCGAUGAUGAAUAACACGCUCGCCGAGAAUUCAUUUUUCUACAGAGUUCUGGAUAAAAAUACACAACAAUUUGUUGAUUCCAUAGUUGAUGGUGCUUCUUGUGGAAUGAAAAAGUUCAAAUGUUCAACAAUCGCCUUGUUCCAAGAUCUCCUUGAAAGAUUCAUCACCAAAAUGUCCCAUCCUGAUAAAAGUCAAGUCCCAACAACAACACCAGAACCAAGAUCAACAAUUAAAUCUUACGAAAAAAUCUUAUUUUCUAUCAUCAAUUUAGUUAAAAAAAAUAAAAACGCAUAAAUUCAUUAAAACAGAUUCUAUUCAUAAACUAGAGUAAUUAAUAAAAGUAAUAUUCAUUUAA